This is a messenger RNA of Gryllus bimaculatus (two-spotted cricket), 4200 nucleotides long. NCBI's taxonomy places the organism in Eukaryota, Metazoa, Arthropoda, Insecta, Orthoptera, Gryllidae. The record is from the annotation of a GenBank genome assembly.
UAAAGACGUCCAUAGUUUCCUAGUGAUAUCCUACAAUAAUCCUAUUCAACUUAGUGUUAGUAGGUGGCAAAAGUCAUAGGAUAUCUCCAAAUAUCGUGUCGGACCUUCUUUUGCUCGGCGAAUUGCAGCAACUCGAUGUGUGAUAGACUCAAGUGGUUGGAAGUCCCCUUCAGAAAUAUUGAGCCUUGCUACCUCUGUAGCCGACCAUAAUUAUGAGUGUUACCGGUGCAGGAUUUUGUGCAUUGACCUAUUGAUUACGUCCAAUAAAUGUUCUAUGGGAUUCAUGUCGGGCGAUGUGGGUGGCUAAUCAUUCGCUCGAAUUGUACAAAAUGUUCUUCAAAUCAAUCGCGAACAACUGUCGCUCGGUGACAUUGCGCAUUGUCAUUCAUAAACAAAAUCAUCGUUGUUUGUUCAUCAGACGGUCAAAAAAUCUAAAAUAUUCAACACCCACUGAUAGUAUUACAUUCAAUUUGAAAAUCGUAUCAUCGUUCCAGGCCUUGUUCGAGUAAACGGUGUAGUUUCUCUACAAAUCUUUUCUUUUUUGACGUUGCUUUUAUGGCUGCGCUCGCGAAUUCACUGAUACCUACCCUUCGUACCGACUCUAUUAAUGUCUGGGUCGUCCGACUCUAUUUGCCGUCCUGGUAUAUAGAAUGCAGUCUUAAGGGUUUCCGAGAAUUCAAGAGUGCUGAUGCUGCAGUGCAUGGGAGAGCUGAAAGCGGAUCUUUAGUGGCUGUGAUGGGAGCAAGUGGUAGUGGAAAAACUACUUUACUCAAUGCAGUCAGUAAAAGAGUGGAAGAUGGAGUGGAAGGUGGCAUUUUUCUUAAUUCUCAAAUUGUGUGCAGAAAUGAAUUAAUAGAAGUGUCUGGUUUUGUAACACAGAAAGAUAUUGCAAUAACAACUCUGACAGCAAUGGAACAUAGUUUCUUUAUGUCGCAAAUGAGGUUGAACAAGAGCAUAAAGUCAAAUCAACGAAGAACAAGGAUAUCAGAACUUUUGACUGAACUGGGACUCUCUGGACAAGAGGACACUCAAUUAAAAUAUUUAUCUGGGGGUGAAAGAAAAAGACUGUCUGUAGCAGUGGAGCUCCUCCAUGAUCCACUAAUUUUGUUCUGUGAUGAGCCUACAACAGGACUUGACAGUUACAAUGCUUUGCUUCUUAUUGAAAAACUUCAAAUAAUUGCUAAAGCAGGAAAAAUAGUUAUGUGUUCCAUCCAUCAACCUGCCUCUGAUAUUUUCACUUGCUUUAAUCAAAUUAUUCUUCUGACCAAUGGUAAAUUAGCAUAUCAUGGACCAACUAAUCAUGUCUUAACUUACUUUUCAAGUUUAGGAUCUCCCUGCCCUUCCAACUAUAAUCCAGCUGAUUUUCUCAUAACGAAAUUUGCAAUAGUACCUGGAGAUGAGGAUUCAUGUACUGCUUCUAAUGAAUAUUUUUGUCAAAAAUUUGCUGAAUCUCACCUUGGAGAAAGUUUAAGAUGUAAUGAAGAUGAUCGGAUCAAUCAAGACCAGUCAGCAAAUAAAAAUAAUUCGUUUAAUCAGUCUCCUUGGAUGGUCAAAUUAUAUUGGUUAAUAUGGAGAAAUGUAAUGGAUUCUUUAAGAACAAAACUUGGACAUUUUCAGCAAGCUGCUGUUUUCCUUGUAACAUCUUUAAUGCUUGCAAUAUUUUAUUCAAAUAUUUUCACACAUACUCAGCAAGGUAUUCAGGAUGUUCAUGGUUUGCUGUAUUUGAUUUCCUCUGAAGUUUACUUCACUUCCACAUAUCGAGUCCUUAAUACAUUUCCUCAAGAAAUUUCAGUAUUUACAAAGGAAAAAGAUCUUUACCCAACUUCUGCCUAUUAUAUUGCCAAGAUAAUUACAACAAUUCCAAGAACUGUAAUAGAACCAGCUAUAUAUUUAGCAAUUAUAUGCAUUGUACAAUAUCUCUGUGGAUGCCCUGUUUUAUCGUACUUCACGUUACUUGGUCCGUUACUAAUAUCAGCGUGUUCUGCCUCAGCCUACGGGUGUGCAUUAUCUGCUGUAUUUCAGUCACCUAACAUUGCAUCUGUGAUAUCUGUGCCUGUGGAUCUUGCAACCAUGUUAAUGGCAGGAAUGUUCUUCAAUAUCAGAAGUUUACCAUCAGUAAUCAGUUGGAUAAAAUACUUGUCUCAGCUCCACUAUACAAAUGAAGUGCUUUUGGUUCUCCAUUGGCAAAACAUUGAUUAUAUUGAUUGUCCAGAAGAUAAAUCACUGCCAUGUCUAAGAAAUGGAACUCAGGUAUUACAAGCUUACGGAUAUUCUCCAGGAAAUGUUUCAGGAGAUCUAAUUGCUCUUGUAUUAAUAUUUUUUAUUUUGAAUGUGAUUGGAUGUUUGGGAUUAUGGAGACAGGCUAGGAAAAACACAUUUAAGUAAUAAGACUUGAUAAUUAAACAAUAGAUAAAAAAAUUCCUGAUUUUUAUUUUACAUUUCACACUUUUACACUUUUGUUGAUAUCGGUAAAAUUUCAUGUGACUUAGUAAAUAGGUUGUUUUGUACUGCGAAUCCAAAUGGCUAAAAAGCCCACCAUGUGAGAUAUACUGUAGAUGGCAAAAAGUCCCAGUAAAUCCAUACUAAAAUUAUUCGGACCAUAGUCAUACUUUUCUAGUACUCCUCUUCCACUGGAGAUACAUGGUAGUUCAGGAUUAUCAGGACAUUCUAAAAAAUGUCAAUUAUGUAUCGUAAAGCUGAUACAUAAAAGUAAAGAACUAGCAACAGAAUUCAAUGCAGGUCUUAAUACUUACUAAUGUUAUGAAUUUGUUCCCACUGGAGAAUAGAAAUUGCCUCUGUACCAUAAUAAAAUUGUGAUACAUAACGAAGCCAAGAUAAAUAAGCUGGAAGACUCCUACCAAAAUAUUUACAAUAUAUUAAUUGACAGACAGUGACUGCUACUAACUCUUUAAUGCAAUAUUAAUGUACUCACCCUAGCUGAAGAAACAGGCCUGAAAAAAUUAAUGUGAGAAAGUCUAUUGGUACAGACAACAGUGAUGCUGUAGCUACUGAUUCAAAUGCUGCAGACAUAACACAACCUAUAAAACGUAAAAGCAAAGUAAGAUAUUUUGUAUGUAAUUGAUAUUUUUGUAGUAAAUAAUUUUUGUAUUGUGUAGAUUGUGUAGAAAUACACACCAAGUGCUGCUGAGGAUUUUGCACACAUUAUCACAGUUAAACAAAAUAGUAAAAACACCCGAGCAUCUCCUUGUAAAUCUGCUAUCCAAAAUAUGAGAGAUGAGUAUAAGAAUGGUUCCACUAUAGUUCGGGGUAUCUGAGGACGAAAAUAAGAAAGAAAAAAAAAAUUGAAAGAAACGUUAAUUUUUCUAUUACAUAAUAAAUUAUCAGCAAUAUUAUUCACUUACCAAAACCAGCAUCUUUGAUAUGUAAUAUGGACCAGGUUUGUAAAUCCCAUUAGCAAUUUCUCGAAGUAAAAUUGGUAUCUCACUUGGGAAAGUAUGAAACACACUAUAUGAGAAUGUGAAUAUUGUUUCUGUUACUAUGAGAUACAUAAGUCCUUGAACAUUUUGUAUUCCAGUUUGAUCAACUUUUAAAUUUGUAUAUGGUGUAGCUAGUAUGAGAGCUAUAAACUGAGAAACCAAAGAAAAUGUUAUUGGUGUUACUGGCUGGAUCAUUAAUAUGUGUUGUUACUAUUAAAACUCAAAUUAUAUUCAUGCUUUACCAGGUACAAAAUUGCACGAAGUAACAGAUUUGAGGAGUUUCUUAACAGAUGAAUCACAUUUCUCCAAGUCAGCCAAUAAAGUUGUUUUAAGUAACCUGGUCUACAUCUAUGAAUGAAAAAAAUGGGAGAUAAAAAUUGUGUAUGCACAAAAAUGUUAUACUUUCUGGUUAUACCGUAUAUAAAAACGAGGAAAGGAGUUUUCAUUAUUAUUAUAACUUUCAGACUUGUUAUUAUGUUUUAAUUUUCAAUAUAUUUUGAUUUCUGUACAUUCAAGAUUCUGUUUCUUAUAAUAUAAGACAUGAUUGAGAGAAUUUUGUUUUUUUGUUUUUGUUUUUAAGCACUAAUAUUCUUGUAAGGUAUUUUCAAUAUAAAUAUGAAAUACUGUAGAUUAUCUUCUAAGACCUUUGUUUUCGUUUUUUAAAUACAAUUUCCACGUGAUAAACUUACAUUUCUGUGUAUUUCUGGAAAUCGGCAAUGUUCUAGAAUAUAAACAUUAACUUUAUUAGUGUCAUAUUUUUUCA